Hemiscyllium ocellatum (epaulette shark) is the source of this 3344-nucleotide messenger RNA. It is a transcript of the gene galnt14, whose product is annotated as UDP-N-acetyl-alpha-D-galactosamine:polypeptide N-acetylgalactosaminyltransferase 14 (GalNAc-T14). The coding region runs from base 2 to 1678 and encodes 558 amino acids. The transcript has 15 exons. The record is from RefSeq and is a predicted model, not a curated record. Lineage: Eukaryota; Metazoa; Chordata; Chondrichthyes; Orectolobiformes; Hemiscylliidae. Gene Ontology annotation, cellular component: Golgi apparatus.
GAUGAGGAGGGUCAGCCGCAGAGAUCAGGGCUUCCUGCUGGCCUGCCUCUGUUGCCUCGCUGCUAUCAUCUACCUCUCCCAAGCUGACCUGGGGCGUGUUCUGUGGCUCAGAUGGGGUACCCAGCCAGAGGAGGGAUUCCAGCAUGUCAGGGCCGUGCUGGAGGACUCCAGUGAGGAGUUCGAUACCUUUCAUGAGCGGAGGUACCUGGACGCGAAACGUUGGAAACCUGGUGAAGAUCCUUACAAACUGUACGCCUUCAACCACAGAGAGAGUGGCAGAGUACCCAGCAACCGGGGCAUCAGGGAUACCAGGCAUUACAGAUGCUCGAUGCAGCAGUACAGCGCGGACCUGCCUCCCACCAGCAUCAUCAUCACACUCCACAACGAAGCCAGAUCUGCCCUACUGCGGACGGUCCGAAGCGUGCUGAACCGGACUCCUGCUUACCUCGUCCAUGAGAUCAUUCUCGUCGAUGACUUCAGUGAGGACCCUGCUGACUGUCAGCUGCUGACCAAACUGCCGAAGGUGAAAUGUCUGAGGAACGUGCAGCGUGAAGGGUUAAUCAGGUCCCGGGUCCGCGGCGCAGACGCUGCUGAAGCUGCAGUCCUCACCUUCCUGGACAGUCACUGUGAGGUGAAUAAGGAUUGGCUGCCCCCACUGCUCCAGAGAACGAAAGAGGAUCCAACCCGUGUGCUUAGUCCCGUCAUUGACAUCAUCAACAUGGACACCUUCGCAUACGUGGCAGCUUCCUCGGAACUGAGAGGAGGGUUCGACUGGAGUCUCCAUUUUAAAUGGGAGCAGCUAACCCCAGAGGUCAGGGCCAAAAGACUACAGCCCAUUGAGCCAAUCAGGACACCAGUUAUAGCUGGAGGUCUCUUUGUGAUCAACAAAGCGUGGUUUAACCAUCUUGGGAAGUAUGACACUGCGAUGGACAUCUGGGGCGGUGAGAACUUUGAGAUGUCCUUCCGUGUGUGGAUGUGUGGUGGGACCCUGGAGAUCAUCCCGUGCAGUCGGGUGGGCCACGUCUUCCGAAAGAAACAUCCUUACGUCUUCCCAGAUGGCAACGCUAACACCUACAUCAGAAACACUGAGCGUACCGUCGAGGUCUGGAUGGAUGAAUACAAGCGGUUUUAUUAUGCAGCCCGGCCAUCUGCCAAGGGACGGCCUUAUGGAGAUGUCAGCAGCAGACUGGAACUGCGGAGGAAUCUCAACUGCAAAUCCUUCCGAUGGUACCUGGAGAACGUAUACCCCGACCUCAAAAUCCCUGUGGAAUCUGAUUCCCGGCCGGGAGUGAUCCAGCAAAGACGGGAUUGUGUGGAGAGUCGGAAAGCAGGCGAUCAGGAUUCGCUAACUGUCACUCUCAGGCACUGUGUCCAGGAAAACAAUGUCCCAGCAAGUAAUCAGGAAUGGAUAUAUACCCGAGACCAGCAGAUCCGUCAGAACCAGCAGUGUCUCUCUGCUGCCAGCCUGUACCCAGGUGCCCAGGUUAUUUUAAUGUCCUGUCGAGACAAAGAUAGCAAACAGCUCUGGCAGAGGACUGGCUCCCGUAUCGAGCAUCAGGCAUCUCGCUACUGUUUGGACAGUGAGCUGUUGGCCAGUGAUGAGGAUGACAUUACAAAGAUCCUGGUGAUCAACCCGUGUGAGAUGACGAUGCUCAGCCAAAGGUGGGAAAUGGAGUAGCGCCCGAAGGAAUGAGGAGGGUAGCGGGAUGUCCACCUUCACCUUUGGAUGUAAAAAGUGAUGAACCACCGAGAGAUUAAAUACUGUUUCCCAUUCUGAGAGGGACAGUUUGAAAUCUAACCUUUCAGAUCUUUAUGUCCUGAAAAGAUGUUGGACCCUUGCCUUUGAUGAGUUUAUCGUUGUGAUAAGAAAGGCCUGACUCAAAGUGAUAUGCCCGAAAUGUUAUUGCCAUGGCGAUGGAGAUCCUCGAGAUGAAGAUUCAUCAAAGUGGACAAAUCUAACAACUCGUUGGAAACAAAUGACUUGUUUUCAUUGGAGAGUUUAAAGAAAGAGUAACUGUUGAAGUCGGAGCUACAUAUUCUGUCCUUUUGCGACAUAAAUACCUUCUGUAAACUUGUUAUUGGCCUGAAGGGGAAUAGUUUGAGCCACAUGUGGUUAUUUGAAGGAAGGGGGACACAAUUCCGAACCGAAUGUUUCUUAUCCAGUUUUGGGAUGAGGGCACUCCUGGCCAGGCCUGCAUUUAUUGCCCAUCCCUAAUUGCCCAGAGGGCUGUUAAGACUCAGCCACAUUGACUUUGUGUUUGGGGUCACAGGUAGGCCAGACCAGGUAAGAAUGGCGGAUUUCCUUUCCAGAGAAAUACAGAAUCUCUGACUCUCCUGUUUAUACCUGUCAGCCAGGGCUCCCUGACUGGACCAAAUUUAAAAGCCCCAAUCAGGGAACUCCUGUUCUAUGAGGUCCUUCUGGCUGACCUCAUUACAAUCACGACAUCACUUCCCCUCUGGUUCCAAGAACCGAGGUUGAUUCUUGUUUACGUAGCUCCCCGGGGCAUUUUAGCACCAGGUCAGGUUUGUCCCACUCUGCCUCUGAUACAGACGGUAUGAAACGCACAGUAGUUUGCCUCUUGAACCUAGAGAGUCACGGAAGAAAUUCAUUCUCCUCUUCAGGCGGCAAAGGCAUUGAGGCGAUGACAUCCAGUGUGUCCCUCUCAGAUUCCAAGGUAACUUCAAAGCUUGACAGAGGGGGAGACACCACAGGUUCAGGAAUAGUCAGAAAGACAGUAGAGGCGCCCGGGCAUGUUUUGCUCCCACACCAUUUGCAAGUUUGCCCUUUCAUAUGGUCCACAUGCUUGUUCAGGACCAUCGCACCUCCCUGAACAUUACACAUCACUGGACCAUACCUCUUACCCAUGCAGCGCCAUUCUUGUGGUUCCUACACCACAUUUUGUCCCCUGAAGUAAACGGUCUCUCUCACUUGGCAGAGUCUUGUGCAUUGGCAUUCCUGAUGCUGUUACAUCCUCCCUCACAGGUCUGGGACGAUCAGAUUUAACCUGCUUCUCAUUAGCAACUCUGCUGGAGCUCUCCCUGCAGUUGCAUGAGGGGCGAUCCUAUAAUUAGACAGGAAUCGGGACAGUUCGGUUUCUAGUGAAGCUGUGCAGUGUUUCUUUAAGUCUGCCUUCAAAGUUUGGACUGCUCUUUCUGCCCAACCAUUGGAUGAUGGAUGGUAUGGAACUGUCCUUAUGUAUCAAUACCAUUUGACUAGAAAAUAUUCAAAUUUCCUGCUGAUAAAUGAUGGCCCGUUAUCUGUGCCCAACACGUCUGGGAGUCUGUGUAUUGCAAUAGCUGUGUGCAGUUUUUCUAUCAGCGUCCCCAUAUUUGAUUAAUAAACU